Molecule: messenger RNA, 5619 nt
Organism: Eleginops maclovinus (Patagonian blennie)
Lineage: Eukaryota; Metazoa; Chordata; Actinopteri; Perciformes; Eleginopidae
Gene: cep170ab
Product: centrosomal protein 170Ab
Exons: 15
Coding region: 27-3848 (1273 amino acids)
Cellular component (GO): centriole
Source: RefSeq, a predicted model, not a curated record
ACCUGUUCACCGUGCUUCGAGGAGAGAUGCAGAUUCCGGAGGAGGCCCUCAAGCAUGAGAAGUUCAGCAGCCAGCUGCAGCUCAACCAGAAGAAACCUCCGAAGAAGGAAGCGUGUAAAUCUGAGGCGAAACCCUCCAAGACAGCAGCAGAGUGUGAGGGGGCCGCCGCCGCCAAGCCUCCAGAAGCCGGCAGGGUGGAGGAUAAGACGCCAGGGGACGGCUCAGUGUUACACAAAAUCACACCUCUCUAUGGCCAGCCUGCCUGGUGGGGGGAGGAAGAAGCUAAGAACCAGCAACCCGGUAGGCCAGAGGAGAAGACCUCAGAUCGGAAGCGAGAAAAAGCUGAAACAGACACCAAGAAGAGUGCUGAGGCCCCCAAAUCAGCCCCACAAGCAGCUUCUGAUCAGGAGCCCAGCUACUUUGAGAUCCCAACCAAGGACACUGUCUCGGCAGGUAAGGUGAGCGGUGAAGCCCCCUCACGAGAACAAGAUGCCAGUGCAUCUUCUGGCGCAGAACCCGUCCAUGGCCACGCCUCCUUCACCAUUGAGUUUGACCCCACGGCAGCAGAUAAAGCGAGCACCAAAGAUCGGGUUGUGAAGGUGGGACCGGAGACCAGGCCCCGACCUAAAAGGCCUGUCGGGGAGGAGCUGAGUCCACUUCAGACCGCCAUGGUGGCUGCAGAGGUUAAGGUCGCCGACUGGCUGGCCCAGAACGAGCUGCCAUUGGCUCUUAAAGAAACGGUUGCAGAGGAGGAUGGGGAAAGUGUGAAGAGUGAUGUUCCUGUACAACUGAAGAGCCUUAAAGGCAGUAAACAUGAAGAUGGUACGCAGAGUGACACAGAGAACGCACUUGGAGGCAAACGCACGGCCACAACAAUGGAAGAGCGCUCGUGGGGGCUUUGGGGUGGGAUGAAGAUCAGAGAAGGUCGAGCUAACGUACCAGAGGGGCUCUUCGCAGAGGAGGAAAGUCCGGCUCGCCGUCGCAAGUCUUCAACUUCUAAAGCGGCAUGCGGAUUCGUAGAGAGGCGACGCGCAGAGGCCACACAUCAGCAGAGCGGACGCCAUGAGGGCUACCACCAUGGGGACGAUUACAGUGACAGGGGGACCUACACCAUUGAGCUGGAGAAUGGAGAUCAGGAAGAGGAAGAGGCAAGAAAAAUGAUAGACAAGGUGUUUGGUGUGGAUGAGCAGGAGGGGGUGUGUGUGUCCAGGCAGGGGGGUGCUGACCAAAGAGAGGGGGUCACCUCCCAGAGGUCUGGUGGCAGAGACAGAGGAAAGCAUGGACGCAUGGAGACAGAGGUACUACCUGAGGAACUGAUGGUGGGCGGUCCUCGCUGGGUCUCGCAGUGGGCUACUCUGGCUGCCAGUCACAUUAGGACAGACCCCGAGGGAUCCGGAGGGGAGAGUCACAUGAUGGUCUCAGAGGACAGAGCUGAAAUAAGUGAGUCCAGCCACUCGGCGUCUUUUGCCUCGUCUGGCUACACAGAGCGUAAGAGGAGAACCCUGCCCCAGCUGCCAGGGGAGGAGCUCGCCCUGGGAAGGAGGACCCCUGGCGCAGGCCUUCGUACGGACAUGGGGGAGAAACAAGACACAGAGCUACAGGAGAAGGAGAGCAAUGAGGAGAAAAUGUCCAGGGGAAGGAAUCGGCCCGGUCAUUGCACUGGAGGUGUGGGCAGCCACAGUGGCAGCCCCAGUCGCUCCUCUCCGGCCAAGUCGCAGGAAAGCGCUGGCGGGAGAUCAGGCAAGUCAGGUGUGUUGGCAAAGCUCCCCCCUCGUCCAUUAACCAGUGGGGAGAAGAGAAUGGAAGAGGCACGGAAGAGGAAAAAGGAAGAGGAGAAGGCCAGGGAAAGUAGUGGCAAACCAUUGUUCAGGCAGGAGAGUUUUACUGUGGAGAAGCCCAGCUCCAACGCAUCCGUCGAGCUCCGUCCUCGUAUCGAAGCGCUCUCAGGCAGCAGAACUCAGAUCACGGAGGUCGGCCUUGAGAACACAUCGCUGCAGAAAGACUCAGAAGCUGUUGCCGCCUUUUUAGAGACAACUGUGUCAGACCAAGGGGAUCCACCGAGUCAGUCCAUCGAAGGCUCCUUGUCCCCAGAGUCAGACGUUGACACGACCAGCACAGUAAGCCAGGCUGAGGGAGCGAGAAAAGUAAUCCAGAAACGGCGGAUUUUAGCAGGACAGCAGAAGGAGAGAACGAUGGUGUGCUCAUCGGGCAAAGGCCCCAACGGGGGGCGAGAGACCCAGGAGAGGAGGGUCAAAGCCAGGGCACCUGCACCUCCGCAGGCCAGUCGUCCAUGGGCCUCCCUAGACCUCACGGACGAUGAUGUCAACACCAACUCGCUCCUCUCUGACUCCCUGCCAACCACGCAGGAGUCUAAAAGCUCUACAACCAGAGCCCCGACUGGGAGCACAACAUUGGGGGCUAGCACCAAGUCUAGUCGGGCUAAGAUCAGCCAGACCCCAGCUUCUUCUGCAGGCAGUAAAACCACCAGUGCUCCCAAGCCUAGGCCCACCAGGGCGUCCCUGCUGAGGCGAGCCCGGCAUGGGGAUUCCUCAGACACCGAACCAGCUGAUUUCGACCGGAUGUCGGUAGCUUCUGAGGCCUCCACAGCGAGUUCCACAUCCAGGACAGGGAUGGCAAGAAGGGGAAUGUCCAGGAUAGACGCUCUGGCACAGCCGAGGAGGCAGAGGGUGGGAUCCCCGUCAGCCCAGAGUGACUCAGAGGCCACAGUGACGAGGGGUAGAGGUCUAGGAGCCCGUAGUGUUGCAGGUGAUUAUGCCAUCAGACAAGGACUGAGAGGUUCCAAUUUGAACUCAGUGUCUGGACCGAGGGCUCGGGCUAACAGUGCCUCCAAGCUACCUGAUAAGAAUAGAGGGACAUCUUCCUAUGGACAUAUAACAUCUGCGUCUGGCACUCGGUGGCGCCGCGUGCCUGUGGAUUAUGCUUCCACCUCAGAGGAUGAGUACGGCUCCAACCGGCACCUUUCCAAGCAGAGUCAAACACGACCGUUCCCUUCCACUCGGGUAGCCCAGCUAGGAGGCUCAGCCCCCACCACCCCUAAUCCUACAGGUCUGUCUGCUCUGAGGCAACAGUCCAAGGAACAGGACGAGUAUAUGAGAGACUGGACAGCACACAGCGAGGAAAUAGCCAGGAUCAGCCAGGACCUGGCCAAAGACCUCGCUAUGCUCGCCAGAGAAAUUCAUGAUGUUGCCGGAGAGAUCGACUCAGUCAGCCCCGCAGCCACCGACCCUGGAGCUCUGAUAGAGGAGCGUGUGUUUGAUGACAGCUUGGACCAGACUGCUGCUUCUGCAGAGCACAGCAGCAUUGUGGAAACUAACGGGCGCUCUGUGGAGCUUCGACCCCGAGGCUCUGGUGGACAGAGCUCACGUUCCAUCCGCAGACAGACAUGGAAUAGAGAUGAUUCGGUGCUGGACAGUUUACUACUAGCAUCGGUCUCUCAGCUGUCGGCGAGAAUACGUCAGUCUGUUGAUAAAACAGCCUACAAAAUAAGGAUCCUCUUCAAGGAUAAAGAAAGGAAAUGGGAAGAGAUUGAGAACAAACUGCAGGCAGAGCGCGACUCCUUACUACUCAAGAGCUCCAAUAAGGAGCUUUCAACCAUCAUUCAAGACCUGAGGAGAGUGGAAAGACAAAUGCUCGUAAUUGACAUGAUGGUGGACCCCGACGGCACCCUGGAUGCCCUUUCCAAUCUCGGCGUGACCAGUCCUUUGGCUGACCAGAAAAUGAGCCCAGGUACUCAGCAGGGGGCAUCUGUGUCGCACCCUGCUGCUGGAGCUCCCUCCAGCAUACUCUCCAGGCCUGAGGGACAGACCACUGAAUCCUGCGAACCUUAAGACUACACAGAGGUGGCAGAGCGAGAACAAGGGCUCUGACAGAGCCCUAGAUUCUACACUGAGACAACAAGGACAUAUAUAAGAAUGCAUCCUUUAUGUUGGAGAUAUCCAGAGAGUGUGAGGUUAGAAUACUUUAAAGUGAAUGGUUUGAGACAAAGGAGGAAAGAGAAGGAGAAAGAUGCCUAUUCUGUAGGAGAGCCACACUGCCCUAACUUUCAAUCAAAGUGACUUGUGAUUGGACCUUUUAAAAGUCCAAUGCUUCCAAAUAGCAGCUAUGUGAGAUAUACAGUAUGAAAACACAACAGUACUAUUUGUCGGGCUGAUGAAGAAGAUAUAACAUAAUAUACAGUGACCCAUCUGGGAUCUGUGUUGCUAUUCAUUCUUACUAUCCAUUAUCUACGGAAGCCCUGAGAAACAAGUGAAAAAAAUAAUGUUUUGCCUUGAUAAGCUUUCUUUAUUCAUAAAAAAGUAUCUUUUUCCAUCUGUAAAACAGGUAUGGAAAAACAUUUAUCAGUAGGAUAAUGUUUUAUUAUUAUAAGUGGAAAGGUUUUGCCAGGUAAAUUUCAUUUAUUUUGUCAAGAUAAGUUUUCAAAAACAAAAAGUAACAAGUAAAACAUUAUCCUGGAUAAUGUUUUACUUGUUUAAUGUGUCAUUAAUACAGCAAAGAAAACCAACUUUUUUUUCCUCACUUGCAUCUUUGGGCUUCUGUACUUAUUUAAAAUAUUUGAAAAAACGACAGAUGUAAAUGAAGACAGGGUUUUAUGUUGUCAUUUUUUUCCCUCCAAAAUCCUGAUAAAAUCCCAUUACUGUUUCUUUUCCAGGCCAUGAAAUAUUGCCAUUUAAAUCAAAGAUUGACUUAAUGCCAAUGCAAAACCUAGGAAGGGGCAAAGGUGUCAAACAAGGAAUAGUGUGUGAAACUUUUUCUACCCAGCCAUAGAUUUAUUUAUAUUCACUAUUAUAAUGUUGAAAUUGUAAUCCUCAAACCACAGUAAUGAUUUUCCAUCAGAAAAGAGCAGCUUUUGCUUGGAAAAGAACUGGGUAUGUACAGUAUGUACCAAUGUUAAUGUUAAUUAUAGUUGAAUCAGAAACCCCUAUCCAUGCCUUUCUUUUUCCUAUGGCGAUGUCAUUUGAAACCAGUAAAAAGAUAGACCGUGUUUGUUGAUUAAAAAAACUAUGAAGUCAAAUGUAGCUCCCAGAACGGUUUUCCUCUUCCAAAUGUAUUUUGUCACAAGUGCCCUGGAUCAAACAAUCAUUACAGUUGGAGAUGAGAGAUGCCACAGUGUAUAGGAGAUGGUGUUGUUUUGCACAUUACAAAGCUGAUAUAUGGACAUAUUCAUCUCUGAGGGAACAGGACAUGACGUGCUCCUGUGGCACUUCUUUUUCAAUACCCCUCGACCAAAAACAAAACAGGGUGAAAGCCAGCUGCCUGUGGAUGAACAGAUUGUCAAAUUAUUUUCUGAUAAUGUUGCGUUUAAACCAGCGUAGACAAAGUCCUGCAGCUUUUUUAUUGUUACCGAUGCAAUGGAACGAUGGACAGUAUAUAAUGGUUAUCCAAUGUCUUGCCUCAUACCAAUGUUUACACAUGAAUGUAACCCGAGAACUGUUGAAACAUUUUAGCCAAAACAACUUGAAUAAAGAUUGAUAUCUGCAUUUUGUGCUCAGCACCUACUGAUCUUUGUCCUUUAUUCUGUUUGAGCAUUUGGAGAAUCUUUAAUGUUUUGUAUGAAGUUUUUUUUUCUUUUCCUUAUAAUGAUGUUAAGUCACAUGUUGA